Molecule: messenger RNA, 3233 nt
Organism: Varroa destructor (honeybee mite)
Lineage: Eukaryota; Metazoa; Arthropoda; Arachnida; Mesostigmata; Varroidae
Source: RefSeq, a predicted model, not a curated record
UGGCAAUGAUCUCCCGAAAACCAUUAGUCCACAAGUACAUGUUCGAUCGGGCUACCGCUAGGGUUGCAUCCACUCCAAGUGACCCUUUAUCUAACUCAUAGUGUGUUUCCACAAGGAUAAUCGUGGCAUUUGUGAGUGAACUCAUAGGUGGAGUCAAUAAAAAAUCAAAAGUGCGUCUUUGCGACUGUUGAGUCUCUUUUACAAACUUCAGUGACUGUUGACUCCCUUUUACAAACCUCAGUGACUGUUGGAUUUCUUUGUAACGAAGUAACUCAAACAAACAUUCAAUCCUACAGUAAGCGAAAAAUUACCAGCUGCAGCACUUUGGCACUAGCUUAGUGAAAAGGACUCUAGCGAAGUGUUUUGACGACUACGUGUCAGACGAGCAUUUUGGGCAAGAUGUCAUCUGCAAAAGUAAUGUCGGCCAACAUCUCAACCCUUGCUUUGCAUCGCUUCAACCCACGAGAUGCUGGAUUCACAGGAUCCUGGCGAGAGCUCCCGUUGGCCGCACAAGACAUUUUACAGGCACGGGUCUUUGACGGACCCGGCGGCUAUGUAAAGCACGACCUUAUUUUCCCACGACCACCGCUUCAGGCUGUCGAAGACAACCUAAAUAAAUGGCAUAAAAACAUGGUGCAAGAUCUUCAGAAGAACUGCGGACGCCGUGGCACGAUUACCUCAGCUCCCAUCGGAAUGAAGAGUCCGUUCUGGAGCUCCGACAAGAAAAAGUCUUGGAAAUCUCCAAACGGGUAUGUUAAUCUCGAGGACAGUCCCAACCCCGUCAAUCAAUCGAUGCUGUCCGCGCCCCAACCUCCGCCGAGGCAGGAGCUACCAGUGGUGUCAACAAUUACCAACAACUACGCGACGCUCGCAGCUGCCGAACGAUCUCAACUCUCAACCCAGGCCGGAAUUAGCGUCGCCGCAACGGUCGCUGACAUUCAACGGAAAACAGUUGAGCAGACACGACAAAAACCCAGUCGAUGCCAUGAUAGAAAGGUUUCUAUGCGAGGUGCCGCACCCGAUACGAUGUCUUUGCCUAGCCUUCGGAAGCCAUUGGUGGCCCACAGAGCGACCGGUGCGAUGGCCUCAUCAUCUGGAUUGGGACCUCUUAGCCAAUGGCAGCUGACCGGCGAGAAUUACAUUGAUUCCGAGCAGCGCAAACGGCACAGAGCUGCACUGGCACCUCGCCGUAACGAGGACCAUUUCGUGAGUUCUUCAUCAAAGGAGAACCGCCGUGUGAUGUAUUCAUGCGGCCCACUUGGGGGAACCUGGGAGACCACACACUCGGGUCAUACCUCACCAGACUCUCCGGGCUCCGUUGCAUCUUCAUCUCCGAAUUCUCUCGCCUCGUCUUCGAUGGCGGACGUUGAGAAACCGCUCCGAAAGCCACGCGAGGAAAGAUCGACAGUGUUCGACAGAACGGUGCGGAUCCCGCGCAAGAAGCUCGUCUUGGACGGACCCCUACAUGCCACCUCGUACGCGCAUUGGAAUUCACAGGUGUUCCCUCCACCUCCCGGCAAUGCUACGAACGGGUCCUCUGACUGACUCAGCAGCCGCUUCGCCGCUGAAGUCCGCCGCCCUCAACGGCCACUCCACAUAUGCGCUGCAAAACCUUCGAUGGCAAAAACAUUCCGUAUCGAAGUUAAAGUUAGACAUGAAGACACUGCUGCUUUAUAUGAAAGGCGUAACGGCCACGCUGAUAAAUUGAGUUACGUAUUUGACGUACUUUACGCAAGGGUGCCAGUGUUGAACUAAGCAAAAUGGCAGUAACAGCGCGAUUAGAAAGAGGAGCAUUCAAAUAUCGAGUCUGAACUACUAUUUGAACUAGACUGCUUCUAGUGUUUCUUGAGAAAACUUAUACAAUUUCAAGAACGAGCUUGUUUGCUGGUAGAGAAAAUGGCAGAUUAGAUUCGGUGGAUCAGCUUAUUACAGCCAAAUAUAUUAUAUACAACGAUUUAAAACAACUACGCUCUUUAAAGCUAUUCUUAAGACAUCAACAUGCUGACAGGUUAACUAAUUUACUUCGGUCAAAAAUGUCAAUGUGCCAUUAGUGUCUGUACAACGGAAGCAAGCUAAACGAACUGCAGUAAAUUUUGCAUAAAGUAGAAGUAAAACUCCAGAGGGUCAUUGUGAUAGGCGAAAUCGUAUGCUAAUACGUCUAUAUGAGGGACUGAUGCCUAGCCGUCUAUCUAGUCCCCUGUAAAUAUACAACUGUGCAGCCUGUUUCAGUAUAGGCUAAUCCGUAUGAUUGGCAUUGAUUCUACUUACUGCUGAAAAUAGGGCAAUCAGUAUUAUUCACUCGGCCUAGGAAUCGUUUUCACAGUAAUCUGAUGUACGACCGUCCUGGACAAGCAUGACCCAGUCCUAGUGGACUUCGGUGCGUGAUUACUUAGACAUAAGAAAACGACUUUGUUCAACCUAUCUUCUUGGAUUCCGAAACGUAAAUGUGGCUGCCUAUGAACUCCAUAAGAUGUUACUGUCAUCAACUCUACUGUUCUAGAUCAAUACCAUGUCAGUGCGUUCCCAACAAGAAGCUUGUUAUCUUACACACAUUAUUACCAUAUACCCUUACGCUAGCACCACUAUAGUUAGGGAUCCUUCAAUGUAUGUUAUUGGGCGAUUAAAAAAAAGGAUGAUGUAACUAUCACAGACGUCUUCCCUUUGAACUGAAGAUAUUCUGUCGAUGGUUUUUGUUAGAUUCCCCACAGAUUGACUACGACCGUUGGCGUUCUGAAGUACAUCAAUAGAAAAUCAGUUGAAUUCGUGCUGAUAAAAGAUGGUAGAAAACGCUAAUGAUCGGUCUUCUGAACCGGAAGUUUUGCUGAAAGCGGGUCGGAUGACAAUGGGAACUCUACUCUCUUCUGCCCCCGCAUGCAGAAGAUGGGUCUGAUGUUGACCACUUGUUCAUGAGGCUACUAACAGUAAAUAAGCUUGAUUCUGUUUGGCAGAACCCGAUCGUGCAGGCCAGUUCAGCUCGAUGCAUGGCAUCCAUCUUUUGAAGACCUUCUUCUAAACGUUUAUGAUCAGUUUCACUAUAGUUCUAUUGUACGAUGAUUCAAUCACCCUAUCUAUAUCUAGGCAAAGUGACGACGAACGCUGUACAAAUAGGUUGCACCUUUGUCGCCACUAGGUAUUUAGAGAAUUAUAUGAAACAGGCAGACGCUAAAUACUGUACUAUAUGUAAAUAUGCUAGAAGAAUUACCCUGUAUACUAUUGAUAACAACAAUAAUAAA